CGAGAAACUGCAUUUGCAAAUCAACUUUCGGAUUGGAUUGUACCAGGGAUUGGAUCGGUGCCAGUCUUCAGUCAACCACCCCAAAACGCAGUCAGCAGCCAAAAGCAACGAAGCAAAUUGAAACUAAAUUAAAUUUCCAUCAAAAUUAAGCCCCAAAGCAAAACGUAACGAAACAGUUCAAUUGCAAUUGAAGCUGCAAUUUAAUGUCAAUGUGAUGUGCCUACACCUUCUCCUUCAUAUCAUACAAAAGCUUUAAACGCAACUCCUGAACACGCUUUACGUAACGCGCGAACCCGAUCGAGUGCCAGCGAAAGUGCAGCUCGAAAGCUUUUGAAACGACUCGGCACGGCUCUGGACCAACUGCAACGUUCGCUCAAGCCCCCUCCCUCCCCCCACAAGCUCAAGCUCCCCUCGCACACAAGCGGGGUACACGCCCCAGUAAAGCAUAAAGCAAGAAGCAAAAAAAGAGGGAGAGCAACGCACUGCAAAUCUCAGAGCAGUAGAGUGGAGAGAGAGAGAGAGCAACUGCAGCCGAUUGCAGAACGGGAAACGAUCGCGAGUGCAGAGAGCUCGUAACUUGUUCUCCGGCCGACGACGCAGCUUCGUCGUGCACUUCCUGCACCGAGCUGCAGCGGGCAGAAGACAGCGAUCGUCGCAGCAGCAGCAGCCCCCAGCAACAAGGCCACAAGAGAGUCGCGUCGGCGAUCAGUUUGGCGGCGAAUGCAACGCUGAUUGCAAUUACUGCAGGCAGGCAGACGAAAAGGAACGACUGCAUUCUUUAGCAAAAAGUGAAAGAGAGAGAGAGAACUGAGUGCGGUGACUGAUCAUUGUCGUCAUAAUCAUCAUCAUCAUCAGUCUUGUCGUCGUACUGGCGCUCUACUGUACACAGAACAGCAGCAGCACCUUAGCGCUGCACUCUGCAUCACUCUCACUCUCCCGGCGAUCACAGAUCGCGCAACGUGUCGGCGGUCUAGCGCGAAAGUUGUGUUGUGAAAAUAUCUUUUAGCGCGCACACGUCAAACCGAACUAGAUAUUGUAAUUAUAAGUGCACCAAAGUGAAUCCAGUGAAGUUCUUUGCAUAGUGCAAAAAGAAACAGAAACAGCACACACACACACACACACACUAACUAAAUAAAUAUAGAAAUUCCCAUAAAUAUAGCUUAGCACAUUUUCGGAUUAAAUAUCUAACACACACACACCUACAGCGCCAAUUGGAUACUCUACACAUUUGGAUACACCAAGCCAGAGAUACCUCGACACUCGACUGGAAGCUACAUCACAAAACAAAUUCCUUUGAAAAUGGCGGAGGGCAAUGGCGAGCUGUUAGAUGACAUUAAUCAGAAAGCCGAUGACCGUGGCGAUGGCGAACGUACAGAGGACUAUCCCAAGCUGUUGGAAUACGGUCUGGACAAGAAGGUCGCUGGCAAACUGGAUGAAAUUUACAAAACCGGAAAACUUGCUCACGCCGAGCUGGAUGAGCGCGCCCUGGACGCGCUCAAGGAGUUUCCCGUUGAUGGUGCCUUGAAUGUUCUGGGUCAGUUCCUCGAAUCGAACCUGGAGCAUGUGUCAAAUAAGUCCGCCUACCUGUGUGGCGUGAUGAAGACAUACCGCCAAAAGAGUCGGGCUAGCCAACAGGGCGUGCCCGCGCCCGCCACUGCCGUACAGGUGAAAGGUCCCGACGAGGACAAGAUCAAGAAGAUCCUCGAGCGCACCGGCUACACAUUAGAUGUGACGACAGGUCAACGAAAAUACGGCGGACCGCCACCAGACUGGGAGGGCAACGUGCCCGGCAACGGAUGUGAGGUGUUCUGCGGCAAGAUACCCAAGGACAUGUACGAGGAUGAGCUCAUACCGCUCUUCGAGAACUGUGGCACAAUCUGGGACCUCCGCCUUAUGAUGGACCCGAUGACAGGCACAAAUCGUGGUUAUGCAUUUGUCACAUUCACAAACCGCGAUGCGGCCGUCAAUGCAGUGCGCCAGCUCGAUAAUCACGAAAUAAAACCCGGCAAGUGUCUGAAAAUAAAUAUAAGCGUACCGAAUCUGCGCCUUUUCGUAGGCAAUAUACCCAAGUCAAAGGGCAAAGAUGAAAUUUUAGAGGAAUUUGGUAAACUUACAGCUGGCCUUUACGAGGUAAUCAUAUACAGUUCACCAGAUGAUAAGAAAAAGAAUCGCGGCUUCUGCUUUCUCGAAUACGAGUCCCACAAGGCGGCGUCUUUGGCCAAACGAAGACUUGGCACUGGUAGAAUUAAGGUAUGGGGAUGUGAUAUAAUAGUCGACUGGGCCGAUCCACAGGAAGAGCCAGACGAGCAAACUAUGUCUAAGGUUAAAGUUCUGUAUGUACGAAAUCUAACCCAAGAUGUCACAGAGGAAAAAUUAAAGGAACAAUUUGAGCAAUAUGGCAAAGUAGAACGCGUUAAGAAAAUUAAAGACUAUGCCUUUAUACACUUUGAGGAUCGUGAUAGCGCCGUCGAAGCUAUGCGUGGCCUUAAUGGCAAGGAGAUCGGCGCCUCGAAUAUUGAGGUCUCACUCGCCAAACCGCCUUCAGACAAAAAGAAAAAGGAGGAAAUUCUGCGCGCACGUGAACGUCGCAUGAUGCAAAUGAUGCAGGCCCGCCCCGGCCUUGUGGGAUUUGAAACAUUGUCUCCAUACAGAAAUCUGUCGCCUACACAUCCCAGCAUGAUGUCCUUGACGCCAAUGCGCCUGCCAGGUGCGCGCAUGCCGCCGCUCCGUACGCCGAUACCUCGCGAAUACGAGGUCGACUAUGACUAUUUUGGGUACCCGGAAUACCGUCCUGGCUAUGCCAACACCGAGUUCUAUUAUGACGAUCUGUACCGCACCUACGAAGGUGAUUACAAUUACUAUGACUAUCCGACUGCCCCAAAUGCCGGCAGCAGCAGCAUUCACAACAGCCUCGGAGGCGGCAUCGGAGCCGGAAUCGCUGGGCCCUCAGCAAGCGGAGCCACGCAGCGCUCCUCGAGACCACAUGCAAGUGCCUCAAGCCACUCGACCAAUUCGUCGGCCGCUAUGGGGGCUGGUCGUGGGCAUGGAACCACAGCGCAGCGUGGCAGAGCCGUUGGCCAGCGUGGCAGCAUCAGUCGUCAGGGGGCCCUAACAGUGCCACAGGCGGCGGGAGCGGCAGCGGCGGCGGCGGGACAGGCGGCGGCGGUAGCUCAGCGGGGGGCCACCGGUCAGGGGGCGCUGGCAGCAACCGGGGGGGUCCGUGGGGUGGCACAAACGCGUCACAGCGCUCGUGGCACCCGGCACGUCAAGCCGCUACAAAAUUUACCAGAGAUAAAACACAACCACAACAAUCAAUCAACCAACUACAAACCAAACGAAACUAUCAAACCGAAUGAACUCAAAGCUAAAACUCCCAACAACCUACGUCAAAAGAAAACUGCAAAGACAAUCCAACUACAGCAGCUGCAACCCAGCAAGAACUGGAGCCGCUCGCAAGACGUACAUGGAGGGCAACUAAGCGUAGCACCUCGUCCAGCUCCUCGACCAGCGGCGAAUGUCGCCCGCUUGUCAAGAAGCCCAAAAAAGAUAGUUCCUCCAGUAGCAAACACAAGCACUCACACAAGCAUUCCAAAAAGCGUAGCUCCAAACACAAGUCAUCUCGGUCCGAAAAAAAAAAAAAAACAAAGCGGAUGUCCCCUUAAAUACCUGAAUCGAAAUCGAAAUCUCGUUGCAAAAUAAUGUUUCAAGCAACCAAUCCAUCAAGAUUUCAAUUCCAAAGACACUUAACACACUUGCAAAAUUUAUUCAAUUGAAAACGAUACUACCAGGCGAGUAAUUGGUUAUCGUUUUCAAGAAUCAAGCAACUAGGACCAAACACACAUCUGCAACAAUUCAAGAUAGGAAUCAGAAUCAGAAUCAGAUCAGUUCAGAUCAAGAUGAACACAAUACAAGAGGAGGAGCAACAUUGCAAAAUUCCAAAUUAUCCCCACGGACAAGUGAAGAAGAAUCAAGCACACACUCAAGACACUUUCAAGAAGCAUUAGUCGAUCGAUGAAAGGACCGAUCGAUUGUCCAUGUCCCCAUGUUAGAAUGAAAUUUCAUUUACAAUGUUUCACACACCGCACACACACACACACACACACACACACACACACAAACACUGAGAAAACCAAUUCGGAAAAUUGUAAUUCACACCAGCACACACAACACAUGAUAACACACCUAAAACCAACCCCCACAUCUAUUUCAUUUUUGUGUAAGAUCCACGUUAAAUGUAUCAUGCCCCAAUCAAAGGUCCCUAACGUUAUGUCGAAUUAACACCAAUUCAUGAUUUUUGAUGUGU
Drosophila guanche is the source of this 4303-nucleotide messenger RNA. RefSeq names its product heterogeneous nuclear ribonucleoprotein R (gene Syp). Bases 1300 to 3699 code for a protein of 799 amino acids. Gene Ontology annotation, molecular function: mRNA binding. Gene Ontology annotation, cellular component: ribonucleoprotein complex; nucleus. The transcript is spliced from 14 exons. The record is from RefSeq and is a predicted model, not a curated record. Lineage: Eukaryota; Metazoa; Arthropoda; Insecta; Diptera; Drosophilidae.